CCAUCUGCAAAUCCCGUUGCCAGUCCCAGUUUCAUAUUCUGCUGCCUUCCCCGUAAAUCUUAUCGGAAACGCGGCAAUGGUUUUCUCUCUGGUUACAUCACCUCGAGGAACUCAGCAGCAGCGUCUGCGUCUAACGAGGUAGUUCCUGUCCGUCUCUGUCGGGAUUUGGGAAAAUGUACAAUACAUAUGCGAACUCAGUUAUAUGGUCGAUUAGAAGUAGAGGGUUCCAUGAUUACUCCUACUUGCUCCCUGAGAGAUCCGAAAGAUGCCCAUCUGCGGUAUCAUCGUCGAGAUGUUGUUUUGCUAAUUCUCGUUCAUCAUGUCCACCAUCAUCGUCAUCUUCCUUUGUCAAUUCGAAGAGAUCGAUAAACCCUAGAUAUGUGCCUUAUGGGUUGAAGCAGUCAACUCUCAUUCAAUGGCCGCCAUUUCGGAGGAGGUUGCUGAUGAGUAGGGAAGAUCGGCUUUUUGAUCGGUUUCUGGGUUGUGAAGUAGAUGGGAAACGCUGUCAGGUUGUGAGGGGCAAAUCUGAAGAGUGGGAAGAAGCAUACGGACAAGAAUCUGAGAGGAGAAAGAUUGAUGAAAUGUUCAUGAGGGAAGCGUUGGUUGAAGCAAAGAAGGCUGCUGAUAUGUGGGAAGUGCCUGUCGGAGCUGUCCUUGUGCAUGAUGGGAAGAUUAUUGCCAGUGCUUGUAACCUAGUGGAGGAGUUGAGGGAUUCAACUGCUCAUGCAGAAAUGAUCUGCAUACGGGAAGCUUCAAAAGUACUCCGUUCAUGGAGGCUGGCAGAUACAACACUCUAUGUAACACUUGAACCAUGCCCGAUGUGCGCUGGAGCAAUACUUCAAGCAAGGGUUAACACUCUUGUAUGGGGUGCUCCCAAUAAGCUCCUCGGAGCAGAUGGCAGCUGGAUUAGGCUGUUCCCGGGGGCUGAAGGGGGAUCAGAGCCAUCAGACAAACCACCGUCACCAGUUCAUCCAUUCCACCCGAAAAUGACAAUCAGAAGAGGUGUUCUUGAAUCAGAAUGUGCAGAGGCAAUGAAGCAAUUCUUCCAGCUUCGGAGGAAAAAGCAAGACAAGACAACAGACAAGAACCCAGAUCAUCAUCAUCAUCAUCAUCAAUCAUCAAUGAAGAUGCAUCAGAUCUUACCCUUCUUCUGUCUGUAGAUGCAAGUGACUGGUCAAGUUGUAUGUUUCUCCACGCCAUGUUGCGUUUUGGACGAAAUGUGAAGAAAGCAAGUAUGUUGUUGUAAUGUCUAAUUGUAAAUACUUAGCCUCUCUUAUCAGUGAUGGAGCCUCCUUACCACUCUUAGGUACAAAAGGGACGUUUCACAUCA
Molecule: messenger RNA, 1330 nt
Organism: Tarenaya hassleriana
Lineage: Eukaryota; Viridiplantae; Streptophyta; Magnoliopsida; Brassicales; Cleomaceae
Product: tRNA(adenine(34)) deaminase, chloroplastic-like
Exons: 4
Coding region: 174-1160 (328 amino acids)
Biological process (GO): tRNA wobble adenosine to inosine editing
Cellular component (GO): chloroplast
Molecular function (GO): tRNA-specific adenosine deaminase activity
Source: RefSeq, a predicted model, not a curated record